Molecule: messenger RNA, 801 nt
Organism: Aureobasidium musti
Lineage: Eukaryota; Fungi; Ascomycota; Dothideomycetes; Dothideales; Saccotheciaceae
Source: the annotation of a GenBank genome assembly
ACUUCGAUAGGAACGGGCUACGAUCUUUCCAACUCAGUCUUCUCUCCUGAUGGACGUAACUUCCAGGUCGAAUAUGCCAUGAAGGCAGUCGAGAAUGGCGGCACUUGCGUCGGUAUCAGAUGUCGCGACGGUGUUGUUCUGGCCCUGGAGAAGCUUGUCACUUCCAAGCUGUUGAAGAAGGAUGCAAACAAGAGGAUAGCCACGGUCGAUCGCAACAUUGGUGUCGCAUCAUCAUGGCGUUCUCUCUACAAGCAACCUAUCCCCGUCGCCUCCCUUGCCGAUCGCAUGGGCUCAUACGUCCAAGCCUACACCCUCUACUCAUCAGUCCGCCCCUUCGGUAUCACUGCCAUUAUCGGUGGUUGGGAUUCCGAGCUCGAAGUGCCCGUCGAUGCACAAGUUGGUUCCGGCCCAUCAACUGGAAGUGGUGGCAAGAUGGCCGACGCAAAGGAGGGCGGCCCAUACCUCUACAUGAUUGAACCAUCUGGAUCGUACUGGGGAUACUAUGGUGCAGCUACCGGCAAGGGAAGACAAGCAGCCAAGGCGGAACUUGAGAAGCUGAAGCUCACCCCCGACCAGGGUGGUAUCAGCCUGGAGGAGGGUGUCAAGGAGGCGGCAAGAAUCAUCUAUGUGGCACACGAGGACAGCAAGGACAAGGAGUUUGAGCUCGAGAUGACGUGGAUCAGCAAGGUUGACGGACCGACCAAGGGCAGACAUCAGGAGGUACCAAAGGAGAUGCUCGAGGAAGCAGAACGCCUGGCCAAGAAGGCACUCGAGGGCGAUGAUGACGAGAUGGAGGAAUAA